Paramormyrops kingsleyae is the source of this 1493-nucleotide messenger RNA. RefSeq names its product G protein-coupled receptor 78a (gene gpr78a). Gene Ontology annotation, biological process: adenylate cyclase-activating G protein-coupled receptor signaling pathway. Lineage: Eukaryota; Metazoa; Chordata; Actinopteri; Osteoglossiformes; Mormyridae. The record is from RefSeq and is a predicted model, not a curated record. Gene Ontology annotation, cellular component: membrane. Gene Ontology annotation, molecular function: G protein-coupled receptor activity.
CUGGUUACAGCAGUCAUAACCGGGGAGGAAUACGACAAUACUGUGGAAUACAGUGUGAGUGGUAUGGAAUUGUCCGAUUGCAAACAAGGGAUUCAGGAUUCAGCACGCUGGAGAGCUCCGACUGAAGGAUGAGAGAUGACAGCAGUAAUAAAAAUUACAGUGUGCAAACUGUGAGAAGUGAUUAAGGCGAUGAAACAAGCAGGAAGACAUAAUGGAUGCAUUUCGACAAGUUAAGCAUACGAUCGUGGAAACUUUGCGCUGAGAAAUGGACUUAGCAGAUAUCCUCUUGGCGCUGUUUAUUAUUUUGGUGGCUAUUGUGUCUCUGUUGUCUAACUUAUUAGUGCUGAUAUGCUUUAUGAACAGUGCCGACAUCCGAAGACAAGUUCCCGGCGUGUUCAUCUUGAACCUGUCGUUCUGCAAUAUAAUCAUGACCGUUUUAAACAUGCCAUCGACAUUUCUGGGUGUUAUUACGAGCCAGAAGCCGUUCGGGGAUCCCAUGUGCCGCGCCGUCAGCUUCCUGGAGACCUUUCUGACUGCAAAUACGAUGCUCACCAUGGCAUCUCUAAGCAUCGACAGGUGGAUCGCUGUCGUUUUCCCCCUGAGUUACACCCGCAAAAUGCAAUACAAGGACGCAGUCGUCAUGGUGUGUUACUCCUGGGUCCAUUCACUCACAUUUUCCCUGGUCGCGGUGAUUUUCUCUUGGGUUGAUUACAGCCAUGCAUACGCAUCGUGUACCUUGAGAUUAAAAGAAGAGGGCGUCAGGAUAAAGUAUACCGCCUUCACCAUCGCUUUCCACGCUACAAGCUUCGCUCUUUCCUUGCUCAUAUUAUGCGUUACGUACAUAAAAGUCUUAAAAGUUGCUCGGUUUCACUGCAAGAGGAUAGACAUUAUAACCGUGCAAACCUUGCUCUUGCUGGUAGAUAUUCAACCAAGUGUCAAACAGCGCUGCCUGGCCGAGCAAAAAAGAAGAAAACAGCGAGCUACUAGGAAAAUUACCGUAUUCAUUGGAUCGUUUAUCCUCUGCUUCGCUCCUUAUGUUACCACACGGCUGGUGGAGCUCCUGCCUCACGUGCAGAUCAGCCGACGUUGGGGCAUCCUCAGCAGGUGUCUGGCAUACAGCAAGGCCGCAGCCGACCCCUUUGUCUACUCCCUCCUGCGGCAGCAGUACAAGGAGGUGCUGGUGCACGCCGUCAACCGGCUGCUACGGAGGGACUUCUUCCCCUCUUCGGGGCGCAGUGGCUCACUGGACACAGAAAAUGACUGCUGCCUCCAGAGGAUAAGCUGAGGAGCAGAGUGGGAGGAGGUCCAAGCGACAGGGAACCCGGCCGGGGAGGGGGCACGCCGUGAGAGGACAGCUUUGGCGGUCCGCGGUAACAGACUCCAGAUUUCCGCGUGUUUAUGUAGAGGUACUCCACUGUGUAGGUAAGAUGCAAUGGAGCCAUCGUCCUUUGGUCCAUGUUGUUUCAAAUACAGUGGUACCUCAGUUCUUGAAC